This is a messenger RNA of Cydia pomonella (codling moth), 1851 nucleotides long. RefSeq lists its product as uncharacterized. Bases 1 to 1851 code for a protein of 616 amino acids. Gene Ontology annotation, molecular function: zinc ion binding; nucleic acid binding. NCBI's taxonomy places the organism in Eukaryota, Metazoa, Arthropoda, Insecta, Lepidoptera, Tortricidae. The transcript has a single exon. The record is from RefSeq and is a predicted model, not a curated record.
AUGCAGGAGCGCGGCGAGAUGCAGUAUUUUCUCAAGAAAGAAUAUUAUGUCGUGGAGGAGUUAUACCUAUGUUUACAAGGUGAUAUCAAGGACGCGCUCGCUGCUGCCGCUCCCACAUAUGUUCAUGGAACAAGUUCGCUGGAUAUCACGAUGUUUGAAGCUGUACAACAACAUGUGAAGUUACCUGCAAUUGUUUUACCUGUGUUUUCUAAUAACUAUGAAGAGUGGCCGACGUUUCAUGAUUUGUUUACGUCGUUAGUACAUAACAACACGAGUCUUAGUAAGGUUCAGAAACUGCACUAUUUAAAGUCAAGUAUCGCCGGUGAAGCCGCUGCAUUAUUGAAGCAUGUUACGAUUACAGAACAAAAUUAUGAGUUAGCCUGGGAGACUUUAAAGCAAAGGUAUGGUAAUAAGAGGUUAAUUGUGAACUCCCUUUUGAAGAGAUUGUUUAAUCAAAGGAAAGGUACUACGCAAACAGCUAUUCAAAUAAAACAUCUACUGGAUACUACCACGCAAUGUUUGAACGAUUUACAAAAUUUUCAAGUGAAUAUAAACGAGUGGGAUCCGUUCAUAAUAUACCUAGUGGUGAAUCGACUCGACAACGAAACUCAUAAGGGUUGGGAGGAACACGCCUACAGUUUGAAUGCUGAGCAGUUACCCAAGUGGACUGAAUUAAAAAAGUAUCUCGAGUCGAAGUUUCGCACGCUAGAACUGGUUAACCCUGUCACUGCUACCAUACCUAAAGAAGCAAAAACAAUUAAGGAAAAGUCUUACCACGUAUCAACAACAUCGAAGAGCUGUGUUUUAUGUAGGGAUGAACACACUUUAUGUCACUGUCAAGAGUUCACGAAAAUGUCACCUGUGGAGAGAAUCGACUAUGUGAAGAAAACUAAAUUAUGUUUCAACUGCCUCCUGCCUGGACAUUCUGCAUCACGAUGUCGUCUUUCCUUUUCAUGUCGUAUAUGCAAAAAGAGGCAUCACACCAUGAUACACCAAGCGCAGAAUGAGAGUCAGCUUACACACCACGAAGAAGACCCGCAGAAUGAUGAAGAAGUAGAAGUGGUGCAAAUUUCGUGUAACGUUGCCUGCAAGAAAUCCAAAGGCCUGUUAGCAACGGCAAUGAUAUCCAUAAGGGACGACGAAGGUCACGUGACUCCCUUUCGUUGUUUAAUUGAUCCAGGGUCAGAAUCAAGCUUUUUAAGCGAACGCGCAGCACAAGCGCUGCGAGUCAAGAGGUCACCUGUGAGAGGAGUUGUUACCGGUGUCGGCGACCUCCAGGUGAAGAUCAACAGCGUAACACAAGUUCAAGUAUUAUCAAAUCAAGAUGACAGUUUCCAGCUAGAUGUCAAAGCUUAUAUAAUGCCCUCAAAGCUCACAUCACAACUACCAUCAAGGAAGAUAAAGUAUGACCCACAAGCCUGGUCACACAUACAAGGACUCACUCUGGCUGAUCCUAAGUUCCACCAGCCAGGGCGAGUAGACAUGUUACUUGGUGUAAAAGUGUAUGCACAAAUACUAGAAGGCAAGGUUAAAAAAGGUCCACCUGGCACUCCAUGCGCCCAAGAAACUAGCCUAGGUUGGAUAAUAUUCGGAGACGUAGAAGGCACAGCAGACACUUUACAAGAAAACAUAGUUGUGAUGCAUCAUCAGGUCGACGUGGACGACAUGUUAAAGGCAUUUUGGGAGAUAGAUACUACAGAUACAAAGAAGAGUCACACGAAAGAAGAAGCAAGGUGUGAAAUGAUUUACAAGGAAACGCAUACAAGAAACGAAGAAGGAAGAUACAUAGUAACGUUACCAUUCAAAAAAGAAGAACCACAAAAGGACAAACAAGAGACAUCGCCAUGCUGA